UCAAUUCUUUCGACGCAAUUCAUGUUCGCUAGCCACAAUUGAAAUGCGUUAAAACAAUUCGAAGCUUCCUAAAAAACCAAGCGUGUGAUUGAAUUAAUGAAAAGGAAAACAGAAAGCAUAAAAGUCUUCUGUCGUUAAGAACAAAUGAAGGCAUUCGAGUUUCCGUCAUUGCAGAGAGAGUGUUUAUUUACAGGGCUUAUCACAGUGAGGACGUUGCAGCAACAGUAAUCAAUUUCUUACGGAGUACCAACGUGAAGCUGCGUCUCGAUACCCCUCAUAGUUUGGUGUAUUAUUAAGUCACUGUAAAAGACAGAGAAACGUACUUCAAAUCGCACAAUAAUUGUUUUGCUGUUUCAGUUGUAAGGUUAGCAAAAAAAACAAAAAAACAAUUAAAUCUCCUGCAGAGAUGCGCUUUCGUUCUGGAAAAUUUCAACGGAAGAUCUAAAAAGCAAGAUGAAAGAUUUAACGGUAUUGUUAACUUUUGUUUUAUUCGCGUUUCAAAGCAAAGCCGUAUUAUUGAACGAUGGAUGGAUCGGAUAUAUUGGAAAUCAAACUGAAAGUGAAAUUAGGUCGAAGAAGCCAAGUAGUUACAUCUUUUCCGUCGAAGGUGCCGGGUGGAAUUUACACGGACCUGUAUAAUGCAAAUUUAAUAGCAGCCAAUCUCGUUGGAGACAAUGACAUUAAGCAUCGCUGGUUGAGUAACGAGACCUUCAGCUACAUAAGACAUUUUCAAGUGAAUUCAACUUCAUGGAAGCCGACUGGCAGAGCCAUACUGAUUUUCCAUGGACUGGAUACAUUUACCACGAUUUUUCUGAACGGCCAGCAAAUAGGAAAGACGUCAAACAUGUAUUUAAAAUAUAGUUUUGACGUAAAACAUCAACUACUGGAUGGAACAAACGAAUUAAAGAUCAUAUUUGCCUCAGCAGUAAAAGCUGCUGAAGAACUUUAUAAUAAGCAAGCAAUGAAUUACAUCGUUCCUCCGACGUGUGUCCCCAAUACGUAUCACGGAGAGUGUCACGUUAACCAUAUUCGGAAGAUGCAAGCCAGUUUUGGAUGGGAUUGGGGUCCUGCAUUUCCAUCAAUGGGAAUUUGGAAAGACGUAGAACUUAUAACUGUUGAGAAUGUACUUAUGUCUGAUGUCACCGUAGACAUUGGUAAGUCUGAUGCAGUCUGGGAGGUUGAGGUAACCAUAUUUUUUCAAUUGUUAUCGAGCGAUCUGAAUAAAUGGAUUAAAUGCGAUUUACGAGCAGAAUUAAAAAUCAGUGAGUUAGCGAUCAUCUCUAACUCUAAAGUCACGGUCUUAGAUACGAACGCUACUAAUUGUUCCAUAGUACUCCGCGUUCCUAAAGAAGCAGUGCAUCUAUGGUGGCCAAAUGGCUAUGGAGAACAGAGGCUGUACAACUUGAAGGUACAAUCCCUGAUCGGACAAGAGAGCACAGAAAAAAAUAUACGAAUUGGUUUUCGCACAGUUGAAUUGGUGCAAGAACCUUUGGAGAAGGGUCUAAGCUUCUACUUUCGGUUGAACGAAGUGCCAAUAUUUGCAAAGGGCAGUAAUUGGAUUCCAGCUAGUAUUUUUCCUGAAGAAACAGCAAACGAGGAAACAGUGAGGGACUUGUUGUUUUCUGCUCGGGAAGCGCAUAUGAACAUGCUCCGCGUUUGGGGUGGUGGAGUAUACGAAUCUGACUUUUUCUACAAUUUGGCCGACGAGUACGGAAUUAUGAUCUGGCAGGAUUUCAUGUUUGCUUGUUCAAUGUAUCCCGCGGGCGAAUCGUUCCUCGAAUCCGUAAAGGCGGAAGUCGAACAGAAUGUCAAGAGAUUAAAAAAUCAUCCGAGCAUUGUAUUGUGGGCCGGAAAUAAUGAAAACGAGGCUGCGCUCUACGGUAACUGGUACGGAACUGGAUCGACCUCAAUCUACCAGGAAGAUUAUAUAAGGCUUUAUGUAAAUGUUAUUAAGGCGGAAGUAAACCGAAUUGAUCCAGCAAGACCUUUUGUCGUGUCUAGCCCAAGCGACGGGCUAUUCACAGAGGAAAAUAAUUACGUUGGACCGAAUCCUUACUCUAAUCUGUACGGAGAUGUUCACUAUUACAAUUACUUGAAAAAUGGAUGGGACAUAAAUCAUUAUCCGCAUACCCGAUUUGCGUCCGAAUAUGGCUUUCAGUCUCUUCCGUCAGUCUUCACUUUGGCACCUGUCAUCAAGAAUGAAACCGAUUUGCGAAUUGACAGCGACUUUAUGCUUCAUCGACAACAUCUUCCAGCAGGAUAUAACUACAUGAAGAAUCUCAUAUCCAUGAACUUUCGAGUUUCGCUGAAGAAUACUUAUCAAGAUUUUCUAAUUUUUAUCUACCUUAGCCAAGUGAAUCAAGCAGUUUCAAUGAGAAUAGAAACUGAAUCUUACCGUCAAACUAAAUCCGGUUUUAAUGCCAAUGGUGAAGGACUGACAAUGGGAGCUCUUUAUUGGCAGUUAAACGAUGUCUGGCAAGCGCCAUCUUGGUCAUCUAUAGAGUUCGGAGGACGCUGGAAAAUGCUUCAUUAUUACGUCAAGGAUUGUUUCGCCCCCGUUAUCGUUACACCGCAUUUGUCACUGGCUGAUGAGUUAACCAUCUAUGUCGUUUCCGAUAAAUUAGUGCCAAUCAGCGAUUGCACAUUGAGUAUUAAUGUUUACAAAUGGGAUAUGAAUCUUCCUUUAUACACUAAGAAAUACCCUAACAUCGUUAUCAUGAAAAACAUGGCUCAAGCAGUGGUCACGCUUUGGUUUAGUAAUUUUUUACGAGAAGCAGGUUGCGGAACCUUAGCCGCAGUUAAAAAAAACUGCAUUGUAGAACUCUUACUGGAAGACCAAUAUCACAUGCAGAUAGCGCCGUACAACUACGUAUAUCCAAGUUCAUUUAUAAACAUUACUGUACCAAACACUGAAGUUCAGGUGUACGUCGAUCCAACGCCUAUUCCCGGAAAAUUAUCAAACUAUCUGGAUUACAGAGUCUCUCUGAGAUCCGAGAAAAUUGCUCUAUUCGUGUGGAUUGAUGUAAAACAAAUUUGCGGUCGAUUCUCGGAGAAUGGAUUCCACGUGUUACGUGGUGAGAAAAACAUCACUUUCCAUGCCAAAGAAGCCGUUACAGACGACCAACUCUCCAACGACAUUACGGUUGUCAGUCUGUCGCAGAUUUACAAAUUCAAAACAGGAUUUAUGUAGAAUCGAAUUAUGGGAAUAAAAUACAUUAUCUUGUGCAAAAUA
Molecule: messenger RNA, 3232 nt
Organism: Cephus cinctus (wheat stem sawfly)
Lineage: Eukaryota; Metazoa; Arthropoda; Insecta; Hymenoptera; Cephidae
Gene: beta-Man
Product: beta-mannosidase
Exons: 10
Coding region: 524-3190 (888 amino acids)
Biological process (GO): carbohydrate metabolic process; glycoprotein catabolic process
Molecular function (GO): beta-mannosidase activity
Source: RefSeq, a predicted model, not a curated record